AAAAAUCUAAAAAAUAAGUUAAUAAGUUAAACGAAAUUAAAAUAAAUUGAAAUAAAGCAAAAACAAGGAGGAUCUAAUCACUGAAAUUUAUUAGUGCAUUGCAAUACGCUCUUACAGGUGUCAAAGCGAUAUUAUGAAACGUUGAACAACAGUAUAUUAAGUUUGUGCCUGGAUCUCCUAUAUUUUAUAGUCCUACACCGCGUGGUUACUGCAGUAAUUGUUGCGAAAUUAAGGAAAGAGAUGAUAUAAAAUUUAUGCUUUAUACUAGAGAGAAUCCUUUUAAAACGCAAUUUUUAUAUUUGAGUGAUGAGCGACGUUUACGCAAAAGUAAUUUCAAUUUUAAUUAUCCGCUGGCUAUAUAUCUCCAUGGUUUCUCAGAAUCGGCCACUGGCGAGAAGCAAAGCAGUCAGGAGCUUAAAGAUGCAUUUUUGAAAAGAGGAAAUUACAACGUCAUACUCAUUGAUUGGAGUGCUAUGACUGCCGUACCAUGGUAUACAAAUGCUGUGGAUAAUAUGAAUGUGGUAGCUCGUUACAUAGCCAGAUUUAUACGUUUUCUUGUAAUGCAAGGUUAUCCGGUACAGCGUAUGCAUCUGAUAGGCUUCAGUUUGGGAGCAGAAGUUGCAGGUUUUAUUGGUAAACAGUUACAAGAGCGGGGCAUAAAUUUAAAACGAAUAACCGGUCUUGAUCCUGCUCUUCCAUUAUUUGACGAUAACAGCUCAAAUCGUCGACUUAAGCCGGCUGAUGCUUAUUUCGUUGAUGUUAUUCAUACGGACGGCGGAAUCUUGGGUAACCCUGAAGCUAUGGGUCAUGUCGAUUUCUAUCCUAACGGCGGUCACGCAUUACAACCUGGGUGUGCACGUCAAGAGAUAGCUAAUAAUCGUUGGCUCGGCAUAUUAGUUGGCUGUAGUCAUCAACGUGCUUGGGAAUAUUUUAUUGAAUCAAUACGUAACCCGUUGGCGUUUCAAGCUAACAGAUGUGAGCCGUCGAAGCUAUUUGGCAUUUGUCAACGUGAUGGCAAUGGCAUGGCUUACAUGGGGAUGGGGGCAGAUCGAAGAUUACGCGGUAAAUAUUUUUUGGAUACUAACGAUGAGGCACCGUAUGGCCGCAAUGCUUUAGGCCGUAUUCUAAAGUUAUCAUCAACUGCCGUAAUUGCGUUGCCUUUAAAAUAUAGCAACAAUGUGACAACGACAACAGCAGCUGGAGAUGCAACACAAGUAGCUGACACAUUGAUAGAUGUCAUACCAACAAUAACAGCGGCGACGAGGCAAAGGCAACAACAACAACCACAAGAACGGGAGCAACAAAAGGAUCUAACAGAAUGGUAUGAUAGCAAUGAUAGCAAUGGUUACAAUGAUUACGGUGGCAUACUUUAAUCAGCAAAAGUAAAACUCAAGUAAAGAUGGAAACGUGAUGAAAUUGAAUAACGGCAACGAACAAGACAAAACAAGUAAAAAGAAAGAAAACGGAAGAAAAAAAUUGACUAAUCAAAAACCAAGUUUUGGAAAGUUUUACAUGAAAUUCUUUAAAUUGGAAAAUUCCUUUAAAGAACUAGAUAUAGAUAAACUGGGUGGCAUUAUCGUGUGGACAAUCCGUAUGGCGACCUAAAAUAUUUAUUGUACUCAACUGUAUGGCAUAGUUUAGAGUAUCACACGAUCUAACCUAUAAAGUUUCUAUUUCUGCAUAUAUAUUUAAAUAUAGUAACUACACAAAGUAUUAAACCUAAGAGUCAAAGUAAAAUCAAAUAAAUUAUAACAGUUUUUGUACGGCAUAAGAAA
Glossina fuscipes is the source of this 1775-nucleotide messenger RNA. RefSeq names its product inactive pancreatic lipase-related protein 1. The record is from RefSeq and is a predicted model, not a curated record. The transcript has 7 exons. Gene Ontology annotation, biological process: lipid metabolic process. Lineage: Eukaryota; Metazoa; Arthropoda; Insecta; Diptera; Glossinidae. The coding region runs from base 255 to 1373 and encodes 372 amino acids. Gene Ontology annotation, molecular function: lipase activity.